Messenger RNA from Colletotrichum karsti, 1743 nucleotides. RefSeq names its product multidrug transporter. Gene Ontology annotation, biological process: transmembrane transport. The record is from RefSeq and is a predicted model, not a curated record. Gene Ontology annotation, molecular function: transmembrane transporter activity. The transcript is spliced from 4 exons. Lineage: Eukaryota; Fungi; Ascomycota; Sordariomycetes; Glomerellales; Glomerellaceae. The coding region runs from base 1 to 1743 and encodes 580 amino acids.
AUGGCGUCCACACCACCAUCUUCGAACGAACCCAGAACAGGCAGGAACGUUGCUGGAGACGCCAACCUUACCCGUAACAGCAGCGCAACACGAGUCGGUCCGAUUUUUGACGAGAAACCGGAACGGCACAAUGAGAAGGAAACUGCCCCGAAUGGUGGCUUUUUCACAGACGGACCGGGCCGUGAUGAGGAAUCCGAGGGCGUAACGAACCACGAGAACGUCACUUCAAAGAGCAAUCAACCGCAAUACACUCCUGACGGCAAACGAAUCAUCUCGGAAGAUGACUGCUACCAUCUGCUCGGCUACUCGUGGCCGGCAUGGAAGAAGUGGAUGCUUCUUUCAUCCAUCUUCAUUGUCCAGGUUUCGAUGAACUUCAACACUAGUGUCUACCCUAGUGCUAUUACACCCAUCUCUGAGCAUUUUGGCAUCAGUGAGCAGGCUGCCCGUGCCUCUCAGUGUGCUUUCUUAGUUCUUUAUGCCUUCGGAUGUGAGCUGUGGGCUCCCUGGAGUGAAGAGUUUGGAAGAUGGAAGAUCUUGCAAUGCUCCUUGUUUUUGGUGAACAUCUGGCAAAUUCUUGGUGCGCUAGCCCCCAAUUAUGCCAGUAUCGUUGUUGCCAGAGCUCUGGGCGGUCUCAGCUCAGCUGGCGGUAGUGUGACUCUCGGUAUGGUCGCAGAUCUCUACCAGCCCGAUGACCAACAAUGGGCCGUUCUCUUCGUCGUGCUGUCUUCCGUGUUCGGCACUUCAGUCGGCCCCGUCGUGGGAGGUCCAAUCCAGGCUUUCUUGCCCUGGUACUGGAACUUCUGGAUCCAGCUCAUUUUCGGUGUUACCGUUCAAGCCAUCCACUUCUUCAUGCCCGAGAGCCGCUCGACCAUCAUCAUGGAUCGCGAGGCUAAGCACCGACGCAAGGCCGGCAUCGAGCCGAACGUCUACGGACCCAACGAAGUCAAGAAGCCCCGACUCUCAGCCCACGAGUUCGCAGUUACUUGGAUCCGUCCCUUUGAGAUGUUCCUCCGCGAACCCAUCGUGCUAUCGUGCUCGCUUCUGUCUGGCUUCUCUGACGCCUUGAUCUUCACCUUCCAGGAGGGGUUCAACCCGGUGUUCGAGAAGUGGGGAUUCGGUGUUCUCGAGACGGCCUGGGCCUUCAUUCCCAUCAACAUAGGAUACAUCAUCGCCUACAUGUCGUACGUCCCUUGGAUCAUCAGGGACCAGAGGGUCAUUAAGGCAAAGGGCUCCGACGCGCUUCCCCCGGAGCGUCGUCUCAGGUGGUUGCUCUACCUUGCGCCUCUCGAGACGAUCGGCUUGUUCGGAUUUGCGUGGACAUCCAUGGGACCCCCUCAGUCUCAUUGGAUCGCGCCUAUGAUUUUCUCCUGUCUCAUCGCUAUCGCGAACUUCGCCAUCUACAUGAGUACGGUUGACUACAUGAUUGCUGCGUACGGCCCCUACAGUGCUUCGGCUACCGGAGGCAACGGCUUCGCCCGUGACUUCCUCGCUGGUAUCGCUGCCAUGUACUCGACACCUCUGUACGAGAAUGUCGGCAAGACGCGUCACACGGAGUACGCAAGCACGAUUCUUGCGUGCCUUGCAUUCUUCGUGACAAUUCCAGUGUAUCUCAUCUACUGGAAGGGCCCUGUCAUUCGAGAGAGAUCCAAGUUCGCUCAGUCUCUCGACGCUGACAGGCGUGCCAAGGGCGGCCGCCGCGUUGUCGAGGCACCUGAGGAGCAGCUUGAGCCUAAGAAUCUCUGA